AUGUUUCGCGAUUGGACAAUAACUUACAAGAGUCUACAACUAUCUGGGCUUUCAACACUAUCAUACAUCUUUGAUUUUACAUUCUAUUCAACAAUUUUAAUCAUUUCAACAAUAUUGGGAAGAACAGUUCCCCCAAUCUAUCAUGAGUUUCUGUUGUUUGACAUCAGUUUACGAUACACAUUCUUACCACAAGCAACGGUCCCGGUUUGGUUAUUAAUUCUCAUCUCAGCUGGUAUCCCAAUACUUCAGUUUUUGUUGUUUGCCAUCUUCUUUCGGUCAUUGUCUAUAAAGCGGCGAUUAUGGGACUUUCUUGCUGGCUGUUUAUGUCUUCUUGGUGCACAAGCAACACAAAUAUGGGCUGUAUCGUUGUUGAAAAACAUUACUGGGCUCCCUCGUCCUGAUAUGAUUGAGCGAUGUGAGCCAAUGGUACAAACAAUCCCCAUUACUCAAUUAUCAAAUGUUGCUAUAUGUACUCAACCAAAUUGGAAUGUGGUCAUGGAAGGAUUUAGAUCUUUUCCCAGUGGGCAUGCAUCAACAGUAUUUUGUGGUAUGAUUAUCACUUCAUUAAACAUGGCGGCAAAAUUGCAGACAUUUGACAGGAGAAAUAAUUCAUUCAAAGUAUUUUUAACAAUUGCACCAUUGUUGGGUGCUGCAUUUGUGGCGGGGACAAGAGUCAGUGAUAAUCGACAUUUUUUGAGAGACGUGAUUGCCGGAUCUAUAUUGGGUGUAUUUGUUGGGGCAUCAUUUUAUCAUCAGUAUCAUCCAAGCGUAUUUCAAUUAACUAGUAGAGGGAGAGCGUUUCCACCAAGAAGAUUCGGUAUUUCGAGGUUUUUCAGAAAUGUUGGAGGGUUUUGGCGUGUGGAUAACAAUGGGAUGUUUGAUGAGGUAGAUGAGACGCGCACAAUUGAGAAUGAUGAUGUUGAAAGACGAAUUCAUGAAAGUGGACAAGGUGGAAAUGUGAAGGUGAAGACACUAGCUGAUAAUAUCAAGUUUGUAAAUAUGUUAUGA
Lodderomyces orthopsilosis Co 90-125 is the source of this 1008-nucleotide messenger RNA. RefSeq lists its product as uncharacterized. Bases 1 to 1008 code for a protein of 335 amino acids. NCBI's taxonomy places the organism in Eukaryota, Fungi, Ascomycota, Pichiomycetes, Serinales, Debaryomycetaceae. Gene Ontology annotation, molecular function: phosphatidate phosphatase activity. The record is from RefSeq and is a predicted model, not a curated record. Gene Ontology annotation, biological process: phospholipid metabolic process. The transcript has a single exon.